Molecule: messenger RNA, 510 nt
Organism: Chaetomium globosum CBS 148.51
Lineage: Eukaryota; Fungi; Ascomycota; Sordariomycetes; Sordariales; Chaetomiaceae
Exons: 2
Coding region: 1-510 (169 amino acids)
Source: RefSeq, a predicted model, not a curated record
AUGGCCAUGGCCACGGCCACAAGCACCGCAGGAAGGGAGCAUCACCACAACGGACGGGGGCUAGUCGUGAACUGGGUGACCGAGACCGUCACUGACGCGGCUCCCCCUCCUCCUCCUCCCCCUCCGCCGCCGCCGCUCCCCAUCGAUAUCCCCGGGAACGGCGACGGCGGCAACAGCGGCGGCGGCGGCGGUGGCACGACCUACGCGGGCGACAUCACCUACUUCGCGCUGGGGCUGGGGUCCUGCGGGUUCGACGACCUCAACAAGGACCACACGCACAACAUCGUGGCGGUGUCGGCGCAGCUGAUGGGCACCGUGUCCAACGGCAACCCCAUGUGCGGCAAGACCAUCACCAUCAAGGCCAACGGCAAGACCAUCCAAGCGCUCGUCCACGACAAGUGCCCCGUCUGCGCCCCCGGCGACAUCGACGGCUCCGAGAAGAUCUUCUUGGAGCUCUUCGGUUCGCUGGAUGCUGGCCGCCAGAAGAUCGAGUGGUGGUUCAACGACUAA